AUGUCUGGCUGCAUGGAAUCCUGCAGACCCUAUGGGGUGAGCUGCCCUCAGCCCAUUGCCCAGAGCUACAACGAGCCAUGUGUGCAGCAGUGCCCUGACUCCAGAGCAGUGAUCUUGCCCCCACCAGUGGUGGUGACAGUCCCUGGCCCAGUGCUCACCUCUUUUCCUCAGGAUAGCAUUGUGGGAUCAUCAGGCCCAGUUGGACUGGGGGGCUCCUUCAGCUCCCAAAGCUCUGGGGGCUCUUUUGGUCUGGGAGGGUCUCGAAGUUAUGGGAGCUCCUUUGGCUUGGGGGGUUCCCGGGGCUAUGGGAGCUCUCUGGGCUAUGGGGGCUCCUUUGGCUCAGGGGGCUAUGGAGGAUCUCGGGGCUACAGGAGCUCCUUUGGUUUGGGAGGCUAUGGAGGAUCCCGGGGCUAUGGGAGCUCCUUUGGCUCAGGGGGCUAUGGGGGAUCCUGGGGCUAUGGGAGCUCCUUUGGUUCAGGGGGCUAUGGAGGCUCCCAGGGCUAUGGGAGCUGCCUGGGUUAUGGAGAUGACAUGAGCCACGGGGGUUCCCUGGGCUAUGGGGGCCAGUAUGGCUCCAGUGGCUUUGGCAGUUGUGGCAGGUCCUACAGCUCUGGCCUCUCCUCCUGUGGCACUGGCUUCUUCCCUGGUGCCCAGCGUUGGAGCAGAUCUCGCCGUGGGAGCUGUGGAUCUUUCUAA
Messenger RNA from Coturnix japonica (Japanese quail), 696 nucleotides. RefSeq lists its product as uncharacterized. The record is from RefSeq and is a predicted model, not a curated record. Lineage: Eukaryota; Metazoa; Chordata; Aves; Galliformes; Phasianidae. Gene Ontology annotation, molecular function: structural constituent of cytoskeleton. Gene Ontology annotation, cellular component: intermediate filament.